Molecule: messenger RNA, 1686 nt
Organism: Drepanopeziza brunnea f. sp. 'multigermtubi' MB_m1
Lineage: Eukaryota; Fungi; Ascomycota; Leotiomycetes; Helotiales; Drepanopezizaceae
Source: RefSeq, a predicted model, not a curated record
AUGUCUCAUACUUUGUUGUCCAACAGAAGCUCUUCUCGGAUCUAUCAAGAUCUCAUAUCAUGCCAGCGGCCAAGACGCAACUAUACGGAUGAAAGUACUCAAAAGCUUAUCAUGGAUUCACAUGUAAAGGUAGAUAAAUUCUCUAUUGCAGCAGACAAGCGACGGUUCUAUAAAAAUAAAGCUUGCUGCUCACAAAUGGCAUCACACGCUAAACCAGCCCAGGUCCGACCCAAAGCACAUUCCAAAAAACGGCCGACAGUAUGUAUUGUAGGCGCCGGUAUUUCUGGUCUCCGUUGUGCAGAUAUUCUCCUCAAGCAGGGUUUUGAUGUCAGUAUCCUAGAGGCUAGAGACAGGAUCGGUGGCCGAGUUCACCAAACACCUCUUCUUUCAGGUCAGCUAGUUGACCUUGGAGCAAACUGGAUUCAUGGAACAGACAACAACCCGAUUCUCGACCUCGUCAAGGAGACGAAUACUGCCACGCAUGACUGGGGAGACGGCUUCAAUGUGUUCGACGAGAACGGGAAAUUCUUGGAGAAUGGGAAGUCUUUGAAUGAGACGCUGUGGGGUUUCAUUGUGGAAGCUUUCAAGUACUCGGCUUCAAAUUCCACAACAAUCGACCCAAAGCUGAGCCUCUAUGACUUUUUCGCCGAAAAGAUCCAGGAUAUCUUCCCAGGCUCAGAAGAGGCUAAGCAGAGUAAGACUUUAAUGCAAAUGGCCGAGAUGUGGGGAGCAUUUGUUGGUAGUCCGGUCCAGAAACAGAGCUUGAAGUUUUUCUGGCUGGAGGAAUGCAUAGAUGGAGAAAAUCUCUUCUGUGCGGGUACAUAUCAGAAGGUACUUGCCACGAUAGCAAAGCCUGCUCUGGAUGGCGCUAAGCUCAAGCUCUCGACCAAAGUCACUUCUGUUGCAAGUGGGUUUGAAAAAGUCUCCGUCCAAACAGACAAUGGAUAUAGCCUCGACUUUGAUGAAGUUGUAAUCACCUGUCCACUUGGGUGGCUCAAGAAGAACAAAGCCGUAUUCCAACCCGAGCUGCCCGCACGGUUCACUCAAGCUGCAGACGCCAUAGGUUACGGAUCCUUAGAAAAGGUAUAUGUCACAUUUCCCAGGGCAUUCUGGCUCGGAAGUGCAGACUACCCAGACACAAAACCCUUUACGGGAUUCGCUCAGUGGCUUGCACCCCAAUACGCCAAAGACACGAACCCCAAAGGCUGGAACCAAGAGGUCGUCGACAUGGCCACCCUCCCCAAUUCCUGCGCCCACCCCACCCUCCUAUUCUACCUCUUCGGCGACCAGUCCGAAACAUUUGCCACAGAGCUUACCGCCAGACCAUCACAGAAAGAGCGUGACGAGUACUUAACAAAGUUCUUUAAACCGUACUACUCUCUGCUACCUCAUUACAAUGCGGAGUCAAAAGACUGUGUCCCGGUCCAGUGCCUAGCGACGACCUGGGUAGCGGAUGAUCUCGCCGGAAACGGGAGCUAUACUACCAUGCGGACCGGGCUGGAGGAUGCGGAUAAGCAUAUUGAGGUUAUGAGGGAAGGGCUGCCGGGAAGAGGGGUUUGGUUUGCAGGCGAGCACACUGCUCCAUUUGUUGCGUUGGGGACGGUGACGGGUGCUUAUUGGAGUGGUGAAGCUGUCGCUAAGCGGAUUGCAGGCUCGUACGGAAUGUAUGAAGAUGUCGAUUCCUAG